AUGGGCUCCCAUCAAGUCACAGAACAUGAUGUUACGAUCACGUCGUUCGAGAUCGUGGAUCUGCGGUUUCCCACUAGUUUAGAUGGCGUUGGGUCGGAUGCAAUGCACAAGGGUACAAAUGGAUCUCAUCCGUAUAUUCAACUCAAGACAAACCAGGAUGGGCUGGUUGGCGAUGGGAUUGCAUUCAGCAAUGGACGAGGAAGCGAACUGAUCUGUCUGGCACUCGACAUUUUCGCAAAGCGCGUGGUAGGCAAGACAAUGCACGAGCUCACACGGAAUAUGGGAAAGACAUGGCGGUACAUGGUUUCGGACUCGCAAUAUCGAUGGGUUGGCCCGGAAAAGAGCAUCACACACUUGGCGGUAGCGGGGGUUCUGAACGCGGUCUGGGACCUGUGGGGCAAGAUUCUGGACAAGCCCGUCUGGAAGAUUGUCUGCGAUAUGAACCCAGAGGAGAUUGUUCGGUGUAUUGACUUCCGAUAUAUUACUGACGUGAUAACGCCGGAGGAGAGUAUCGAGAUGCUAAAGAAAACACAAAAGGGCAAGCAGGAUCGCAUGCGAGAAGCAUUUGAAAACACUGCAGUACCCGCAUACACCACGUCACCGGGUUGGUUGGCCUUCUCUGGCGAUCGCAUGCGAGAGGUGCUUGAAGAUACCAUUGCCGCCGGUUACACCGUUUUCAAAUUCAAAGUUGGCACCAGCGUUGAGGCUGAUCGGGAGAGGUUAUCGGCUGUCAGAGAGGUGUUGGGGUAUGACAAGGGACACCAGAUUAUGAUCGAUGCCAACCAGGUUUGGAGUGUCCCACAGGCGAUCGAGUACAUGAAGCAGCUGGUGGAGUUCAAGCCGGUGUUUAUCGAGGAGCCCACGAAUCCUGAUGAUGUCCUCGGUCACGCUACAAUCCGCAAGGCUCUCAAGCCAUACGGAGUCGGCGUGGCUACCGGCGAGGCUGCCCAGAACCGUGUGACCUUCAAGCAGCUCCUGCAGGCCGAGGCCACCGAUGUGUGCCAAAUCGACGCUGUCCGUCUCGGCAGUGUCAACGAGUGCCUUGCGGUCAUGCUCAUGGCUUUGAAGUUUGACGUCCCGUGUGUGCCUCAUAAUGGUGCCAUGGGCUUAACUGAACUGACCUCACACCUGAGCACAAUUGAUUACAUCGCUAUCAGCGGACGCAAGUCGAUGCUGGAGAUGGCGGACAGCCACCGUGAGAAUCUGCGCCAUCCUUCGCAGAUCAAAGACGCACAUUAUGUCACCCCUCUGGCACCUGGCUACUCGACCGGAUACACCGAAGAGGCGCUGGAGAAAUACACAUACCCCAAUGGCAGCUUUUGGAGAAGCGACAUCGGGCUUGAGAUUAUCGCCCAGCCCACUGGAGACGAACUAUGA
Molecule: messenger RNA, 1377 nt
Organism: Aspergillus melleus
Lineage: Eukaryota; Fungi; Ascomycota; Eurotiomycetes; Eurotiales; Aspergillaceae
Exons: 4
Coding region: 1-1377 (458 amino acids)
Biological process (GO): carbohydrate catabolic process; amino acid catabolic process
Molecular function (GO): hydro-lyase activity; magnesium ion binding
Source: RefSeq, a predicted model, not a curated record